CAAAACUAGGAGAUAAACCCAAAAACCCAAAAGAAAGUUAAUGUCGAGCUGGCUGUCUUCUACUCACAAGAUAGAAUAGAGAAGUUGCAAAGUUAUCAGUGCAAGAAGUUCAUCCGACGGCUGUAAUCAUCUGAAAAUCUCCGUCAACCGCUCGAUUAAAGCGGUCGUCCCCCUCAAUUCCUUUCUUCCACUCGAAUCAACAAGUUGUUCGAUCAAUCCUCCAUCUCUGUUCUCGCGCUGCUCAAGAUUCAUCAAAAGAAAGAUAUGGGAUUCUGGACCUUCUUGGAAGGGCUUCUGUUGUUUGCAAAUGCCUUUGCAAUUCUAAACGAAGAUCGUUUUCUUUCUCGGAGAGGAUGGACAUUGGGAGAGAUGUCGAGAGGAAGACGGAACACGCUCAAAGGGCAGGUAAUAGGGCUCAUCCAUGCAUGCCAAUUCUUGAGACUUCCGCUCAUUCUUUUCAACAUCAUCAUCAUCGUAAUCAAGCUCUUCUCUGGUUGAUUCAGUGUACAAAAUGAAAUAGAUCUUGAAGCAUGACAUAAUCGUAUUGAGUGAAUAAUAGUUUAUCUUACAUGAGA
This is a messenger RNA of Cucurbita pepo subsp. pepo (vegetable marrow), 575 nucleotides long. RefSeq lists its product as uncharacterized. Gene Ontology annotation, cellular component: COPII-coated ER to Golgi transport vesicle; Golgi membrane; endoplasmic reticulum membrane. Gene Ontology annotation, biological process: endoplasmic reticulum to Golgi vesicle-mediated transport. The record is from RefSeq and is a predicted model, not a curated record. Lineage: Eukaryota; Viridiplantae; Streptophyta; Magnoliopsida; Cucurbitales; Cucurbitaceae.